AUCCAAUUUCAAACUCAACUUUUCAACCAAGUAAUAACAUGAUGAUGAAACUAUUUAAAUCCUCCUCAACAAUCUUCAAACCUCCAUUCAAAUCCAAAACCCCUAAAAACCCUAGAAAUCAAAAAUAUGCCAGAAAACUCAUCACGUCAAUCUCUGAUUCCAAAUUAUCUAUACUCAACAUUUACAAAGAAUUCGAUUGAUUUGGAAAAGUAUUCGAAUGGAAAUCCAACUUUCCCUUAUUCAUCAACAGCAGCAGCAACAGUGCCUUAUUCUGUUGUUGCUGCUUCGCCAAAUGAACCUGGAAGAAAGAUAAAGAUGUAUUCACCAUCUUACUACGCAGCAUGCACUGUUGGUGGAAGUCUUUGUUGUGGAAUUACUCAUAUGGCUGUUACUCCUCUAGAUCUUGUCAAAUGUAAUAUGCAGAUUGAUCCUGCAAAAUACAAGAGCAUCUCGUCCGGUUUUGGGGUUCUACAUAAAGAACAAGGAGUUAGAGGUUUCUUCAGGGGUUGGGUGCCUACCCUGCUUGGUUACAGUGCGCAGGGUGCCUGCAAGUAUGGGUUUUAUGAAUUCUUCAAGAAGUACUACUCUGACCUUGCUGGGCCAGAGAACGCAGUCAAAUACAAGACUCUUAUCUACCUAGCUGGUUCUGCAUCCGCUGAGAUCAUUGCCGAUGUUGCUUUGUGUCCCAUGGAGGCUGUGAAAGUACGAGUCCAAACUCAGCCUGGGUUUGCAAGGGGAUUGUCAGAUGGACUUCCGAAGAUCAUCAGGGCUGAAGGCUAUGGCGGGUUAUACAAGGGUCUUGUUCCUCUCUGGGGUCGACAGAUUCCAUACACUAUGAUGAAGUUCACAUCAUUUGAGACCAUAGUGGAGAACAUUUACAAGCACGUUACCCCCAAGCCCAAGGAUGAAUGCAGUAAAUCCAUGCAAUUGGGUGUCAGCAUUGGUGGUGGAUACAUUGCUGGUGUCUUAUGUGCUAUUGUUUCUCAUCCUGCUGAUAAUCUUGUUUCGUUCCUCAACAAUGCAAAGGAUGCCACUGUUGCAGAUGCUGUGAGGAAGAUGGGUGUCGUGGGUCUAUUUACUCGUGGCCUUCCAUUGCGCAUUGUUAUGAUUGGAACCCUUAGUGCAGCACAAUGGGGUAUCUACGAUGCUUUUAAAGUGUUUGUGGGGCUGCCGUCAACUGGAGGAGUUCCUUCCCUACCCACGCCUUCCCCUGAAUUCGUGGAGGUUUAAGAUGUGGGAUGAAACUCAGUGCAAUCGUAAGUGGUAAGCUGAUAUGUACAUUCAUGAUAUAAAAACCACGUAAAAUUCACAGAAAAAAAAUUGGGGGACCCUAUUAAGUUGUAUACUUUGUUAUAGAACUAAACCCAUUCUUUAUCAGAUUCUCCCCCAAUUGAUAAUAUCCUGCUACAUGUAAUAAACUCUAUUCUGCUAUGUGUUCCGAAGUGUUAAUUAAACUUUUAUAAGUAUUUAAUCGAUAAUACAAAAGCUGUUUUCACUGAAA
This is a messenger RNA of Papaver somniferum (opium poppy), 1501 nucleotides long. Its product is annotated as mitochondrial phosphate carrier protein 3, mitochondrial-like. Gene Ontology annotation, biological process: mitochondrial phosphate ion transmembrane transport. Gene Ontology annotation, molecular function: phosphate transmembrane transporter activity. Bases 127 to 1230 code for a protein of 367 amino acids. The transcript is spliced from 6 exons. The record is from RefSeq and is a predicted model, not a curated record. Lineage: Eukaryota; Viridiplantae; Streptophyta; Magnoliopsida; Ranunculales; Papaveraceae. Gene Ontology annotation, cellular component: mitochondrial inner membrane.